GUGAAAAGCUUUCAUGUGACAGCAUGAAGAAUUUACAGAUUCAGAUAUGUUUACUUAUAUGGUUUGAAGCAGUUGAAAGUUUUAAGUUUGUCCAAGUUGAAUUAGGAAAAAACAUAACAGUAAAUUGUGAUCUUGCUGAUGUUACAAGUGGAACAGAGAUAUAUUGGUAUAUACAGACACAAGACAGUGCCCCAGUGGUGAUAUUACGCACUUUAAGUGCUGGCACAGAAAUUGACGCCAACUAUUACAACACAAUAUUGAAACAGAAGUUCACAUUAGUAAAUUACUCUUUACUGAUACAAAACAUCACAGAAGAUGAACUGGGAGAUUAUUACUGUGUCAAAACUGGAGAACCGUUUUUCCCUAAUGGAACAAGACUUCACACCAGAAGACAUGAUUCUGCGCAUAUAAAUAAGACACCAUGGCGAAUUCUGACUGUUGUAUCUGCUCUGCUCAAUUGUGUUUUUAUUGCUGCAAUAAUUGCUCUGCUAGCAAGCCGCUACAAAAGAUCUUCAAAAGGCCGACAACAACCUCCAGACUCCAAUCUACAGCAAUAUCAAGACAUGACCAGUGCACAGUAUGAUGAGAUUGAGCUCCCCGCCAGAGGAGCAAAGCUGUUUCAGGUCAACGACACCUACGCCCUAGUGCAGUUCCCAAAACCGUGAAGGCAUACAGCAAGGGGCUUCGGCUGCAGCUAUGAACUUUACACAGGAUUGAAUUAACUGGUUUCCAACCCUGGUCCUGGAGAACCCCCUGCCCUGCACUUUUUAGUGUUCACCCUGCACCCAAUGCAGCUGAUCCAACACAUCACAAUAAUAAACUCUAUAUUCUCUGUAAUGAAUUUCAUUUGCAUUUGUGUCGGCUCAACAAGUGUUGCUCAUCAAAAUCAGAAGCUCCUACUAGAAAUGUUUUAGCCUCACAUACAAUUUAGUAGCGUGUGCAACACAAAAACACACUGGACACAGAAAAAUGCAUAAAACGAAAGAAUAAUCGUGAAUGAUGCCAACAUUCGGUUAAAGUGAAGUAAAUAAGUAACCCCAUGCAAGUGAACUUGGUCUGUGGUGAAGUGUGCGGUGAUAUCAUGAUCUAACGCUGCAGGAAUUCACACGAUGCUGUGAGAGAGUUUCUGUUUUCUGCUCCGACAUCGCAGCACAGACCACUGAAGAUAAAGGACUUUAAUGAUAAGCUAUCUUAAAAUGAAGUACAUGUAAUGUAACUCUUUACUGACUGUCUACCCAGCUGCUUUUCGUGUCAAUAAAACUCUAAACUUGCUGUACUGUGAUUUGUAAAGCUAGCGCUGCUUCCGAGCCUCCCAGCUCAAAGUAAGCUAAGUUUGUUAGCUAGCUAGCAUGAAGUCAGACUCGGCUUCCCUAAACCAACAAUAUUAAUGCUGGUUUGCUCUUUGAGAAUAAUUUAUGAAUGUCAGUCAUCUGAAUUUGAAUUUUUCCUCUCUAUUUAUGCUGCUAGCUUUGCUACCUAAUAAGUUUUUAAAAGCUUAGCCGGUUAGCUUUACUUACAGUAAGAUUGCUAGUUACAUUUACUCAGUUGCAUCUACCUAAAAAAGCAUGACAGUUACUUAAGUAAUAUGUGUGAAGAAAACAAUCUACAUUCUGGUUUUCAUUCUGUUGGCGCUGGUUUAGCUCCUGGGCUAUUUUACUGUCGCAAAAACCUCUCACUUUGGAGCUUUAAAAUUUUAUUUUUGACCGAAAGGAUUAUAAAAAGAAAAUAGCAAAUAAAUUCCAGUGCAGUUCUGCAAUUAAUAUUACAUUUUACUUGACGUUUUAAAUGGCUUUUGGAAGUUCUCUUUGAAUUAUACUGAUACCUUUUACUCCACCUAGUCAAGCUCUGUUUUGCUAGACUAGACUUUUGGUUUAGUCAUUUUUUCACUGAAGUAACUUUGUGUUUAUGUUCUAGUAAUACUUUCACUUGAUUAUGGGUUAAGGUUGCUCUACACACCUCUGACAAAAUACUAUUCAGUUCCUUAUAAAAUGUGAAAAUAUAUACUUUGUAUAGAGUGUUACUUGUUUAUUCUGUUCUUGUUUGCCAAAUAAAUUAUGCAUGUUUCAAUCUUAA
Colossoma macropomum (tambaqui) is the source of this 2073-nucleotide messenger RNA. RefSeq lists its product as uncharacterized. The transcript is spliced from 6 exons. NCBI's taxonomy places the organism in Eukaryota, Metazoa, Chordata, Actinopteri, Characiformes, Serrasalmidae. The coding region runs from base 24 to 665 and encodes 213 amino acids. The record is from RefSeq and is a predicted model, not a curated record.